Messenger RNA from Talaromyces atroroseus, 1596 nucleotides. RefSeq lists its product as hypothetical. NCBI's taxonomy places the organism in Eukaryota, Fungi, Ascomycota, Eurotiomycetes, Eurotiales, Trichocomaceae. The coding region runs from base 1 to 1596 and encodes 531 amino acids. The transcript has 5 exons. The record is from RefSeq and is a predicted model, not a curated record.
AUGGGUUCCGUGCAAACUUCGGGGCUGUGGCAGAAAAUUGCGGCGGCCAAAAAAGCCGAGCAAGCGUCGCGUAUCCCUUCUGAGUGGAAGCUCUCAGCAAAUACCCUGAAAGAUGCUGAGACAACCGUCGACCUGAGACCGAUCGCAGCUUCCUGCGGCAUCCUGUCCGCGCAAGAGCUCAAAAUCACUGAGGAGUACGAUGCCACAGGGCUGGCUGCCGAAGUCGCAAAGGGUACAUAUACCGCCGUUGAGGUCACAACGGCAUAUUGCAAAAGAGCCGCCAUCGCUCAACAACUCUUGAGCUGUCUGACCGAAAUACGAUUCCUGGAAGCAAUUGAAGAUGCCAAGAAGUUGGAUGAGGAAUUUAAGAAGACAGGAAAGCCAGAAUGCUUCAACUUCAAAGGAUUCGACUCCAGCAAUGCAUACAUCACCAGAUGCUUCGACCCAAUAACGUUCGAUUCUUACCUGAUCAAGAUCCUGAAGGCCGAGGGCGCUGUUUUUAUUGCAAAGACAAACAUUCCUCAAAGCAUGUUGGCCGCAGAAGCACACAACCAUGUCUUCGGCCAAACGAAGAACCCUGUAGUUUCUCACCUGAAUUGCGGUGGUAGCAGCGGAGGAGAAGGCGCAGUAUUGGCCUAUAAAGGCAGUGCAUUGGGCAUAGGCACAGAUGUUGCUGGUUCUAUCCGAUGUCCUUGUGCAGCAAACGGUGUGUACGGACUGAAACCUUCAAACGGAAUUUUCCCCAUGAUUUCCUAUGCGCCUUCGAACUGGCCAGGCAUGAACACUGGUAUCCCGGCUGUCUGUGGACCCAUGGGAUCAUCGGCGCGAGACCUCACCCUCUUCUAUCGACUUGUUCGCGACGCAAAACCGUGGCUAUAUGACCCGGCGUUGGUACCGGAGAAGUCCGAAUGCGACAUUUCGGAUCGUCGGCCUGUGGUUGGAGUGUUCACAGAAAGCGGCGGAUGCACACCACACCCUCCAGUCGUCCGUGCCAUCAAGGAAGCAGCAGCAAAACUGAAGGAAGCAGGAUUCGAGGUGCGAGAAUUUAUCCCUCCUAACUUCAAGGAGAUUCGAGAUUUGUCGCAUGAGCUUCUCUCUCUUGAUGGGCUAUCAUAUGCCAAGGGAGAAAUGGAGAAAGCCGGUGAACCGCCUGUUGUGUCAGUGCUCAAUUCCGGCUUCUGGGACAAAGAGCGAAAGACAUUCGAGGAAGCAUGGGCUUAUAACGCGAGGAAAAUCGCACUGCAAAAAAAGAUGUUGGACGCGUGGCAAGCAGCCAAGGUAGACGUUGUACUGGGCCCGGCAGGACCUCAUACGGCAGUCACGCCUAACGAGUGGACCAACUUCAUGUACACUGUAGCUUGGAACGUGGUGGAUUAUCCGGCCGUCAUUGUUCCCUUCACAACAGUAGACCCAGAGAAAGAUCCCAAGGAAACGUCUUUCAGUCCAAAAUCCGAACUGGAUGCACAGAACGAGGCCAUGUACGACCCGCAUCGUAUGGCGGGAGCCCCUGUUGCCAUUCAACUCGUGGGACCACGGCUCGGUGAUGAGCAGUUGCUGAAGGAUGUGGAAGCACUUGACAAUGUAUUCAAGGCCUGA